UGUACAUGAAGCUGCCGAGUCAAGGGACGGUGUGAAGACAUCCACUGGUCAAACAGUUGCACAAGAAGCUGCCGAGUCAAGGGUCGAUGUGAAGACAUCCACUGGUCAAACAGUUGUACAUGAAGCUGCCGAGUCAAGGGACGAUGUGAAGACAUCCACUGGUCAAACAGUUGUACAUGAAGCUGCCGAGUCAAGGGACGAUGCUGCGGAGAAAUUAAGAUAUCUGCUCCGUGUGAGAAAUAUUCCACUUUCCUGUGACAAUGAAGGCAGAUCUGCCUUGUUUAAUGCUGUUCACACAGAUGACAUGGAAGUUGUAGAAUAUCUUGUUGCUAAUGGCCUUAGCUUGGAAGUAAGUGACAAAUCAGGAAUGAACCUUUUGCAUGAAGCAUGCCUCCAUGGGAGCAUGGCCAGUUUUCAGUAUUUGUUAACCUCGAAACUGCUGGAUGUUAACGCAAAAGCCAUGAUCGCAGGAAAUCAUCACGGAAAUACUCCACUACUUUUUGCGAUCAGUAACAGUGCCCUGACAAACAGUGUGAUGGCGACAGCUCUUAUAGAACAGGGGGCCGAUGUUCAUGUAAGAAACAGCCUGGGCAGAACGCCUUUACAUGAAGCAGUACAGAUAGCGACAACAACAAAAUUAAGUCCAAAACAAAAGAAACAGAUGAUGCUUGACCGGUCGAUUAAUCAAUGGAUUUCACAACAAAAACAAGAUGUAUUUAAACUGGUCCAGCUCAUCUUAGACAAAGGCGUCGAUAUAAACAGUGCUGACAAUGCAGGUGACACAGCACUGCAUCUCAGUCUGUGGCCCCCAACGAGUACACAGAUCACUCGGUUGUUGUUAGAAAAGGAUGCAUGCGUGCACGUUAAAGGACGUCGUGGUGAGACGCCACUUCACCGCGCAGUUCGGCUAAGAUGUCUACAAAGUAUUAUCGAGCUGAUGCUGAAGAAAGGGUCGGAUCCUAAUGCACGAGAUGACCAAGGCAGAACAUCUCUUCAUUUGAUAGUGGUAUAUUCCUACACUCAGAUUGUGCAAGUCUUGGUUAAGCAUGGGGCAGAUCUACAAGUCCAAGACGAAGACGGAAACACAGUGCUACAUCAUGCUGCUCUCAACCCACGGGGUACACGAAGACUGAUGGAGAUACUAGUGGACGCAGGCGUGAACCCACACAUUCUGAAUAAGGAAGGGAAAUCUGCUUUUGAACUACGGAAAGUAAAUAUUUAGAUGGCCCUUCUCGACGGGCAGACAUUGAUAAUGUGUCAUUUAUAAAUAGGCGAUUUAUAAGUGUGACUGCGUAAAGUAACUCUGUCAACGAACCUGGCCUUCAGUAUUGGUUCAUCAUUACUGCAGAGCUGACAGCUACCUGCACUAGGCAUGUUUGCAAACCCUACAGGACUCGUCACCUCGUGCCUUUUUCCAGUCGUCUGUGGCCAUAUAGUGCUGUAGACAGUGACACCCAUUAGGAGAACAUGUUAGCUCAACUCAUCUCAUAUAUUUUCUCGGAAUAGACACCCACGGUUGUAAAGGAGAUACAACUAUAUACAAUGUGAAAUGUGCACAAAUGACAUGAUAAAUGAAAACAGGAUGCAUAGUUACUCAUACGUUUUACUGUAGUACUGAUGGUUUCAAAUGAGAAUGGUUAAUUAAACAAUACCUCAAAUC
Messenger RNA from Haliotis rubra (blacklip abalone), 1660 nucleotides. Its product is annotated as serine/threonine-protein phosphatase 6 regulatory ankyrin repeat subunit C-like. Bases 305 to 1222 code for a protein of 305 amino acids. The transcript has a single exon. The record is from RefSeq and is a predicted model, not a curated record. Gene Ontology annotation, molecular function: protein binding. Lineage: Eukaryota; Metazoa; Mollusca; Gastropoda; Lepetellida; Haliotidae.